AUGUAUCUAAAGUUUGCUAGGAAAAAAGUGGGCCAGGCCUUUGGUUGUGUUCAAGUGGAUCAGUCUACAGUUGCUGUGAAGGAACAUUUUGGGAAAUUCGAUGAUGUGCUUCAGCCCGGAUGCCAAUUGUAUCAGUUUGAUUCGAAUUGCUUCAAAACGAAUCAAGUUACAAAUUUGCCGCGCAAAAACGAUUUGCAUGGUAAUGAAAAUAAUGUUAAAGUAAAGUUUAGGCUUACAAACAUCAAGUGGCCCAUCGAUGUAGCCUUGUUCAACAAGCAGUGUAUGAAAGGGGGCAGUGGUGGAGUCGAUUGGGAGUGCACCUUUCAUUCGGUGCUUGUCUCCUCACUGGACCUCAACCUCCCGGCACCAUCUACCGAGGCACUCUUCAACAUAGCGAUAAAAUUGAGAAAAUUGAUCAGUAAAGUUUGUUAA
Messenger RNA from Striga asiatica, 432 nucleotides. Lineage: Eukaryota; Viridiplantae; Streptophyta; Magnoliopsida; Lamiales; Orobanchaceae. The record is from the annotation of a GenBank genome assembly.